Orussus abietinus is the source of this 1293-nucleotide messenger RNA. It is a transcript of the gene Y-y, whose product is annotated as protein yellow. Gene Ontology annotation, cellular component: extracellular region. NCBI's taxonomy places the organism in Eukaryota, Metazoa, Arthropoda, Insecta, Hymenoptera, Orussidae. The transcript has 6 exons. The record is from RefSeq and is a predicted model, not a curated record. The coding region runs from base 1 to 1293 and encodes 430 amino acids.
AUGGAGCUCAGGAACCUGUAUGGAGUUUCUUUCGCGUUCCUCUUGGUUUUAUCCGGAGUUACCGCCGUCCAAAGAUGGGGAGCGCAAUGGGGUCGAGCACCCCUUCUGGAGAGGUUUUCCUGGAGGCAGAUAGACUUCGCCUACCCCGACCAAAACAGUCGACAAAUGGCGAUCGCUUCCGGCGAGUUCAUUCCUGAAAACGCCCUUCCGGUGGGCAUCGAGAUCUGGAGGAACAAGGUGUUCGUCACGGUACCGAGAUGGAGGGACGGUAUUCCGGCAACGCUAAACUACAUUUCAACUGAUGCGAAUUUAAAUGGAUCUCCAAAAUUAACCCCGUACCCUAAUUGGGCAAGAAACAGAGCAGGUUUAUGUGGGAGCGGUCUCACCACUGUUUACCGGAUCCAUGCAGAUGUCUGUGACAGACUUUGGGUUUUGGACACCGGGACAAUUGGAAUCGGCAAUACAACCGUACAAGCAUGUCCUUAUACGCUGAAUGUUUUCGAUUUAACCACGGACAAGAUCCUGAGGCAAUAUACACUCAGGCCAGAUGACAUAAAUCAGAACACUUUCAUUGCCAACAUUGCAGUCGAUCUCGGCACGGGUGGCUGUGACGACGCCUUCGCCUACUUUUCGGACGAACUGGGUUAUGGACUAAUUGUCUAUUCCUGGGCGGAAAACAGAUCCUGGAGAGUCGAGCACAGCUAUUUCAUGCCCGAUCCAUUGGUCGGCGAUUACAAUAUCGGCGGUUUGAACUUCCAGUGGGGAGAGGAGGGCAUCUUCGGGAUGAGUCUGAGUCCUUUGGCUCUGGAUGGUUUCAGGACCCUCUUCUUCCACCCUCUCAGCAGCAACAGGGAGUUCGCCGUAUCUACCAGGAUCCUCAGGAACGAGCAGUUGUCUCAGAACAGCUACCACGAUUUUCAGGUCCUGGAGGAGCGCGGUCCGCUGUCCCACAGCACCGCCGCGGUCAUGGACGAGAACGGGUUGCAGUUCUUCAACCUGGUCGAUCGAAAUGCCGUCGGAUGCUGGAACUCCCGGCUACCUUAUACACCUGUCAAUCAGGCGAUCGUGGCGAAGCACGACGAGGCUUUGAUAUUCCCGGCCGACGUCAAGAUCAGCCGAGGAAUUCUGUGGGUACUCUCGGACCGGAUGCCGGUUUUCCUUCUCUCGACGUUAAAUUACACGGAUGUCAACUUCCGGAUAUUGACUGUACCAGUUCGAGAUGCAAUCGAUGGAACCGUUUGCGAGAACAGACCCUGGAUGUACGAUAACAAUCGUAUCUGGUGGGAUCGCUGA